Ceutorhynchus assimilis (cabbage seed weevil) is the source of this 384-nucleotide messenger RNA. NCBI's taxonomy places the organism in Eukaryota, Metazoa, Arthropoda, Insecta, Coleoptera, Curculionidae. The record is from the annotation of a GenBank genome assembly.
AUGACCUGCGGUAAUGAUGCCAUCAAAAACAAGUUGGGACAGGCGGUGAAGGGACUAGGAGAACUCUGCCAAGCCAAGGACCUGCCAAAGCGACCAUUGGUAAUGACCUUCAUACCUAUAGCAGAGUCAGUUAAGGAAGAAGUGAUCAGAGCACGACUUGGCGGACAGAACCGGAAGCUCAAGGAAACAGACUGGAUUCUGACGUCCAAGGAGGCAGAAACAGGAGGACUGACGCUGAGGUACCCCAUAGACGAGGCGUCAUUUGGAGCUUUGCGGACCAACUUAUUCAGCGUGUUUUAUGGACUUGUGAGGUUGACCUUCAAAGUGCUUGGGGGUCUCGAUGGAGGGAAUCAAGGUCUUCCAAAUAAACCUGCAGCAGAGUAA